Molecule: messenger RNA, 1740 nt
Organism: Octopus bimaculoides (California two-spot octopus)
Lineage: Eukaryota; Metazoa; Mollusca; Cephalopoda; Octopoda; Octopodidae
Molecular function (GO): protein binding
Source: RefSeq, a predicted model, not a curated record
ACUAUCGGCGGUACUGUUAUUUAUAACAUCGUUCGUACGUUUGGGUUAGGGUUAGGGUUAAGAGUGAGGUUAUGGCAAAACUAACCCUAACUCUAAAUCCCGAACCCUAACCCUAAAACCAUAAAGCUAAAACCAGUACAAACGCACGAACGAUGUCAUAAAUAACAGUAACACGAAUAGUUGUUGACAAACAACGGCACUAAUUUUAUUCAAAGGAAAAGAUCCCAUAACAACGUUAGAAAAUGUUGUUUACAUUCUUACGGCAGUAAUUGUUUUCACCUCAAUAGACGUCAGUUAUUGGUUGAAAUUACCGAAAUACGACAACUUUUUACAUGAAAUAACUUCGAAUACAAAAUUUUUUAUCUGUUCUAUAAAACAAAAUAUACAAAUGUACGAAGUUUGAAAGUGUUUCGGUACCAAAAACACUACAUAAAACAUAAAUGAAAAAUGUUGCCCGUCAAACCAAAAAGAUCCAAAUGUACCACACAGACAGGCCACAACGGGAUUUGAAAUCAGAUCGCAAAAAAAAAACAGAUUAAAUGCAUAUUUCAUUUAAAAAUGGAAGUUGAUAAGAAUAUAGGUAAAAUUUUGCGUGGUGACUUUCAAUAUAUUCAACAGUAUAUUAAACAAAAUUUACAUAAAAUCAACGAAACCAAUUCAUGGGGUCUGACAUAUUUGAUGGUUGCUUGUCGCCUGGGCAACACAGAUUUACUAAAUUUCUUGGUAGAUGCUGGAGCUGAUUUGGAUAUGAGGGACAGAGAUGGUAAAACUGCUUCACAUUAUGCUGUGUUUGCCCAUCGAUGUGAUGUGGUGGCCCUCAUGGUCUCCAAGGGUGCCAAUAUCAGCAGUGGAGACCACUUUGGUAAUACACCUCUUCAUUGUGCUGUGGAGAAGAACCUUGAAGAUGUAGUGAAAGUCAUAUUAAAGACGAAAGAAAAAGAGGUCAAUAAAGCAAAUGACAAUGGUGGAACACCUUUAUAUCUGGCCUGUGGGAAGCGACACACAGACAUCGUUCACCAUCUCCUGCAAUGUAACCCUGAUGUUAAUAUAGGGGACAUCACUGGGUUCACUCCUCUACAUGUGGUUUGUAAUGAAGGAGAUGCACACAUUGUUCAACUGUUACUGCAGUUGCCUAACACAGAUGUCAGUAUGGCGGAUAAAGAUGGUAACUCACCUCUUCACUAUGCCUCUUACCAUGGACACACAGACAUUGUCCUGCUAUUACUGCAGCAGCCUGGCAUUAAUCCAAAUAUGGCGAACAAUGCUGAUGACACACCUCUACAUCUGGCAGUUCUAAAGCAACACUAUGAUGUAGUGGCAUUGAUGCUGUCCCAGAGUCAUGUGGAAUUGAAUGUGAAGAACUGUAACAAAAUGACACCAUUGCUCCAAGCCAUCUCCGUGGGCCACUUUGGAAUGAUCCACAAGUUACUUUCUCACGGCGCUGAUAUAAAUGCUCUCGACAAUAAUGACAACAAUUGUGUGCACCUUGCUGUGAGGAAAGAGGUGUUUCAUUCUGAGGAUGAAUUCUUAGGUGUUUUAGAUGAGUACUGCGCUAAGCUAGAACUGAGCAUAGAAGACAAGCUUUCUGGCUUGGUAGUUGCUGAGUAUUUAGCCUAUCACGGUGCCAACUUUUACCAUGAAAACAAACAAAAGCAGACCCCAAUGGAUCUCAUUGAAAAUGCAGGUUUAAAAGAGAAAAUGAAAACGUUUUUCCCACCACCGUAAGUGUUACUUGGUCAC